AGAAGAACAAAAGCCGUUCUCCUUCCUUCCAUCUUCAUCCUCUGUGUUGUCGUCUUCGGGUCAGGACAAAAUCAGAUCUGAAUUUUUCAUCUGCUAAAUCAAUCCAUUCAAAACAGAACAUAAAACCUCAAACACGGCGUCGUCUCUGCGUACUAGCUCAGAAACCAUCAGAUCCAAUAAUGUAUUCCAAAAUUUUACUCUUAGUGAUUCCUGCUUCUAUUCAUUUUUCAAUUUUCUUUAGCUAAGAAGAGGAACAUUCUGAAUGGAUUCCGAUGAGCUUCGGGCCAUUUUGUCGAGAUCGCGAGUGGGGAUUUGGGCGCUGAUUGACACGGCGAUCAAAGUGGCCAUUUCUGACUACGCCGAAGAUUUGAAGCAUCGCAGAGAUAAAAUCGUUGAGUCGCUCUAUUCUUCCCCUUCCAGUAAUCAGCUCUGCCAAAACUGCAAUAGCAGUAUCAACGACGAGGUUCAAGAUCACUAUUAUUCUCAUAAUAACAAUAGCGAUAAUAACAACGAUUAUGCUAACGAUAACAAAAAAAAUAGCAUUUUUAGUAAUGAUAUUAUAAACGAGGAAUUUAGUAAGAGCCCGUUGACUCCUGAGUCAAAUAAUCGGAAUUCUACUGGAGGAGAGGAGGAAGAAGAAGAUUUGGAUCCGUACGGGGGGCUAUUUGACGAUGAGCAGACUAAAAUUCUCAGAUUCAAAGAGCAGCUUGAAGACCCUAACCAGAGUGAAGAAUAUGUUGUGGAAUUGCUGCAAAAUCUGGCAGAUAUGGAUAUUACUUUCCAAGCGCUGAAGGAAACUGAUAUAGGAAGGUAUGUCAAUGGAUUGCGGAAGUAUCCUUCAAAUGAAGUGCGCAGAUUGGUGAAGGAGCUUGUCAGGAAAUGGAAGGAAACUGUGGAUGAGUGGGUGAAGGAGAACAAUCCGGAAGCAUCUUCAAACCUGAUUGCUGAUGGGGACUCACCUCAGCAGAACAUGUCCAAAAAUCAACACAAUGGCCAUCACCAGGUGAAAACCAAAUGUUGUUCCAAUCAAUUUGUUUUCCUGUUGGAAAAAAAUGAGUGAAAAAAGAAAGGGAAAAAAGAAGCAAAGUUGGUAUGAAUACAAUUUCGAAAUUCUAAAAUUCUGUUUUUACAGG
This is a messenger RNA of Olea europaea var. sylvestris, 1133 nucleotides long. Its product is annotated as probable mediator of RNA polymerase II transcription subunit 26c. Gene Ontology annotation, cellular component: nucleus. The transcript has 6 exons. NCBI's taxonomy places the organism in Eukaryota, Viridiplantae, Streptophyta, Magnoliopsida, Lamiales, Oleaceae. The record is from RefSeq and is a predicted model, not a curated record. Bases 263 to 1060 code for a protein of 265 amino acids.